Messenger RNA from Alternaria postmessia, 543 nucleotides. RefSeq lists its product as uncharacterized. The record is from RefSeq and is a predicted model, not a curated record. The coding region runs from base 1 to 543 and encodes 180 amino acids. Lineage: Eukaryota; Fungi; Ascomycota; Dothideomycetes; Pleosporales; Pleosporaceae. The transcript has 2 exons.
AUGGUAGCUUCAUUCACUCUUGGCCUCGCCCUGCUUCCGCUGCUUAUCGGAGCAUACGAAACCGACCCUCCGACUACCGCAUCUCCAGAUACCAUCUCGGACUGCACAUGGUGGCAGGUCGCUACAGAGACUGACACAUGUGCGGGUAUAAGUGAAUACUGGGGCAUCACAGAAGUGCAGUUCAAGACAUACAACCCAAGUCUAGUAGAUGGCUGCAACCUCGUUUCGGGAAAUUCUUACUGUAUCGAACAAAACUAUGGUAUAGUCCCAACGCCAUCUGCGACUAGUAGCUCCGUAACGAGCGCUAGCCAGACACCCACACCCACUCCAACGACACCGCUGGAGAUUUGUGAGGCUGAAGCUGGUGGCUACAAGAGAUACUGUCCUCGUUGUUUGUCCCGCUGUGAGAACGAGACGAAGUACAUGGAUCAGUGUUUCUACAGUACGUUUUUGGCUAUCAAUAGCUGGGACAGUCAGUGUUGGCAGCAUGGAGGCAGCGACUGUGCCAAUAGGGCGGUUGAUGAAUACUGUCCAGACCAGUAG